This is a messenger RNA of Penicillium cataractarum, 1755 nucleotides long. RefSeq names its product chromatin structure-remodeling complex subunit RSC7. Bases 1 to 1755 code for a protein of 584 amino acids. Gene Ontology annotation, cellular component: nucleus. The transcript is spliced from 3 exons. Lineage: Eukaryota; Fungi; Ascomycota; Eurotiomycetes; Eurotiales; Aspergillaceae. Gene Ontology annotation, molecular function: chromatin DNA binding. The record is from RefSeq and is a predicted model, not a curated record.
AUGCCUCGAAAGCUCAGGGCGGCUGCCCAAGCGGCUGCCAAGUCUAUGAAUCCCCCAGAAAAUGUUCCAACGUUACCAGACCUUUCGGACGAGGAAAUGGUAGAUGCGCCUCCGUCGCAGCCCUCGUCGCCUCCCAUUGAAGAACCAAAUUCCCCCGAUGACGAUCCCGAUGUGGAGCCCGAAGCCGACGACCAAGACGCGGAUGAAGCGCAGGCCGACACGCCAGGCGAAUCCAAGGGGGAAGAGAAUAACGCCCCAACUCCUGCUGCCGAAGACACCACGCAGAUUGAAGGCGACGCAGACACACCUACUCACGCUAUUGGUCGUCCCGCUAUCCCGCGCAAACGCCGUCUCGGUCGUCCCCCCAAGAACCGCCCACCAGACUGGGAUGCGCCAGAUGGCUCCCAAACCCCGAUUCGCGUCACAACUCCUGUCAAGCGCCGACGAGGUCGCCCCGCCGCAAGCGGUGGCCGCUGGGCACGUAAUCGCGGACCAGUCCACAACACCCAGGUCCCCGUCGACAAGGAAGGAAAUAUGAUGGAUGUUAUUGGAGAUGAAGUCGCACUCCCACCAAACCCGGUGGGUGACAGCAAGGUCGACGAGAAUGGUCAUCUCCUCGGAGGCCGCGAAUACCGUGUCCGCACAUUCACCAUCCUCAACCGUGAUGACAAGCUUUACAUGCUGUCAACCGAGCCAGCGCGAUGCAUCGGUUUCCGAGAUUCGUAUUUGUUCUUCCAAAAGCAUAAGAUGCUUUAUAAGAUCAUCAUUGAUGACGAUGCCAAGCGCGACCUGAUUGAGCGAGAUAUCAUCCCGCAUUCGUACAAGGGUCGUGCUAUCGGUGUGGUCACGGCGCGCUCAGUGUUCCGUGAGUUCGGCGCCAAGAUUGUCGUUGGCGGUAAGAAGAUCUCCGACGACUAUGAUGAGCAAGCUGCUCGGGAGCGCGGUGAUGUGGAGGGAGAUUUGGCUGUCCCAGAGGACAAGCUCCCCGCUCCUGGAGAGCCAUACAACCGCAAUCAGUAUGUCGCAUGGCAUGGUGCUAGUAGCGUGUACCAUACGAACGCACCUUCGGUGCCAAUGGCUGGUGGAAAGCCUCUCGAUCCCAAGAAGCGCCGGAUUCCGGUAACGGACGAGAAUUGGAUGCUUGAGCACGCUCGUGCUGCAAGCCAAUUCAACUCCAAGCUCGUUGAGAUCCGCCGCGAAACAAUGGACGGCAUUUACGACGUCCACACCAACACCAUGCAAUACCCGCAAAUCAUGCAACCAACGCACGCUCGCUGGGAGCGCGUACCACCCUCUGACGUGCGCACCACCGCCGAGCUCAUGUCCACGCUCAGCAUCACGAACAAGAAGUCUACCACAGACACACAGUCUGCAUCUGCCGAGCCCACUGAUUCCACCGACAAGCCUGACGAGCAGACCGAAAACACCACCAUCUUCCCACCCGUCGCCUCCCACAUCUCCGACCGCUACGUCGUCACAGACAUUGUCUACGAGGCACCUCCAUAUUCUAAUAUGGGCGUUCCCGGCCCAGACGGUGACCUGCGCAAUUUGAACUCCAAUGGUCUGGCCAGCAUCGCCAAUCCCAAGCACCCGGAGUUCAUGACGCCCGAGAUCCUUGCUCUUCUACCUGAUGACUGCAAGGACGCCUUGAUCGAUGCAGCAGCCCGUGAGAUCCAGUGGAAGUCGAAGUGGAACACCGAGGCUCAGGAUGGUAUGCGCGCACAGCCGUCAAAAAGCUACGCUUGGUACCCUUGA